AUGAGUGAAUCAGCUGCUGAUCCCAACACCAAGCCUUCAUCAUCAGCAAUGAAGCUAUUCGGUUUUUCACUUACGGCCCAUCCCUGUGAAAAUGGAGUGGCGGUAACGAAGAGCAAGAAGUUUGAGUGUCACUACUGCGGUCGAGAGUUUGAGAAUUCUCAAGCAUUAGGUGGCCAUCAAAACGCACACAAAAGAGAAAGGAAGGUAGCAAGGAUGGCCAUGUUGGAGAACGAGGAGGAUUAUCAACAUCAGCCAUACCAACACCUUCCUCCUCCUCAACGUAAUCAACUGUUUCCAACAGGUGUACGGUACUCCAUUAUCAACCCUAUAUUCGUUACGACUUCUGGCCAGUCCACAACCACAACCAUCAAUUAUAUUGGCAACGGUGGUGCUAAUGUUGGUACAGGUUCGGUACUGCUCCCUAAAGAUUAUGAAGGAAAUGAUGAGGUCAUUGAUCUGCGUUUGAGACUUUAA
Messenger RNA from Rosa rugosa (rugosa rose), 474 nucleotides. Its product is annotated as protein LATE FLOWERING-like. The coding region runs from base 1 to 474 and encodes 157 amino acids. The transcript has a single exon. Gene Ontology annotation, biological process: trichome morphogenesis; cytokinin-activated signaling pathway; gibberellic acid mediated signaling pathway. NCBI's taxonomy places the organism in Eukaryota, Viridiplantae, Streptophyta, Magnoliopsida, Rosales, Rosaceae. Gene Ontology annotation, cellular component: nucleus. The record is from RefSeq and is a predicted model, not a curated record. Gene Ontology annotation, molecular function: transcription cis-regulatory region binding; DNA-binding transcription factor activity.